CGUACCUUAGCCACAGAGCCGUUAUAAGCGUUACUAAUAUUACAAAAUUGUUCGCAAAAGUUUUAAAAAGGAAAUGAACGCGCAGUGCAAAAGCUCUAACUUAGCGGUGAUUUGUGAAAAUUCAGUGUGAAUUCAGUGUAACCUGAGUGCGGAAGUGUGGCAAGCAACGCAGCAAGCGAAACACGUUCGAAAGUUUACUUUUAGUAUAUUUUUUUUUUUUUUGGAAAUUUUUGAAUCAAUACAGUUUAUGUGAUUUUCUUAUAAAGCACGCGUCAAACAACUUUUAACUUUAACUAAGUGUAAACGCAUUGAACUGGCAAAACGCAUAAGAACGUAUGCUCGAACACCCUUUAGGGAAAUGCCGCAUGCAUGAAGGCAUGGAGAUCACUUUGAGCCACUAAUGCUGCUACUUAAUACAAGCAUCCAUCCACUCAUAUUGAGCUGACAAUUUCGUGGCAAAGCUAUUCGCAAAUAACUUUUUCGUUCACGUACAGAGUUUCCUUCUUGGCAAUCCGUCUCUGCUUGUAUAAGUUGAGCACCCUUGACUGCGUCGCUGCUUGGAUUCAAAUUCUUUUUAGUAUUUUUUUUACUUUUGGUAUACAUAUCCGUUGUGACACAAGAUGCAUUCGACUGCUAGCAAAGCGUCAGGAUUCAUUGGCCUGAUGAUUGUGCAAAUAAUUUUACUUGCACUCUUCUGGUUGUUCGUGCGCUACAGCGAUGAAGCAUUGCCAAGCGAUGAAGGCAAAGUAUUAGGCGAACAACACGUUUCCAAAUAUCCGCAUUUCCAAGAUGUACAGGUGAUGAUCUACAUUGGCUUCGGCUUUCUAAUGACCUUCUUGCGCAAAUAUGGUUAUAGUGCAACUGGAUAUACAUUAUUUAUGACCGCGCUGGUUAUACAGUGGUGUAUUCUGGUUAAAGGAUUCUUUCACAUGGAAGAUGGGAAAAUAAGCUUAUCGCUGGAGAGUAUAAUUGAUGCAGAUAUUGCAGCUGCUGCUCCAUUGAUUAGUAUGGGUGCCUUAUUGGGUCGUACCACACCAAUUCAAUUGCUAUUCAUGGCUCUCAUAGAAAUUGUGCUGUUCGCGGCAAACGAAUAUGUCGCUUUGAAUAUAUUUAGUAUCUGUGAUGUUGGUGGUUCAAUUACAGUGCAUGCCUUCGGUGCAUACUUUGGCUUGGCUGUUAGUCUAAUGUUGCGCCCGGGCAAGGACCAAAACGAAGCAGGCAAAUACGAAGGAGCCAAUUAUGCAUCGGACAUCUUUGCCAUGGUCGGUACAUUGUUCCUGUAUGUGUAUUGGCCAAGCUUUAAUUCAGUGUUGGCCGAUGGCAAUGGCCAAGAGCGUGCCAUACUCAACACGUAUUUAUCAUUAGCAGCGGCAACAGGCAUUGAAAUUACAAAAAAUCUUGUCGAAGACCUAAUGAGACGCUUGAGGGGUAUUAUUCAUAGCACAUAUAUCUUACGCGAUUUUAUACCGCUCAAUCUCUUCAUGUUGGACAAUCGGCAUGUGAAGAACACCAUUUUAAUGCUGGUACAACAAGUUUACGACUUCGUCAUUGACUACUACAAAGCUGUGAAUAUAAAUGAAAAUCGCGCCAUUUGCGAUGCACUAGAGGAAAUGUCCAUGAAAGCUGGCGAACGACCGGAGGAGACACCAGAGGUGGUCGCUUUGCAAAACUACUUAACCGAGUGCCGUGAUGAGAAAAUAUUUGCAAUAAAGGAUGAAAUUAAAAUAGUGUCACGACGUGUAAUUUUCCUGCUAACACAUACAAUAUUGGAUAGUGAUCACAUUCAUCUCAAUUCACGCACUUUUAUUUUGCCCGGCGAGUUGGAAGAGGUAUUGGACUUAAGCUCAGCACGUUUGAAUGUUGUACGUGAGAAUUUGGAAAUGGCAUUGCGGUGA
Messenger RNA from Rhagoletis pomonella (apple maggot), 1895 nucleotides. RefSeq names its product ammonium transporter Rh type B-A-like. The record is from RefSeq and is a predicted model, not a curated record. Lineage: Eukaryota; Metazoa; Arthropoda; Insecta; Diptera; Tephritidae. Gene Ontology annotation, molecular function: ammonium channel activity. Bases 621 to 1895 code for a protein of 424 amino acids. Gene Ontology annotation, cellular component: plasma membrane. Gene Ontology annotation, biological process: ammonium homeostasis; ammonium transmembrane transport. The transcript has 8 exons.